AUGUCGCUCGCCCGCCAGGCCGAGCGGUCUCUGCUCGCACCCGCCCUCCGGCGUGGUCUCGUCGCCUCACAGCAGCAGUCUUCUCCGGCGUCGACGACAUGCCCGAGGCAGCCGAAGGUCGCCGCCGCCCCCAGCAGCCAGAGCCGCCGCUUCCAGACCUCGACGCGCAACCCGCUGCCUGUCUCGCCCGGCGGCGGCUCCUCGCUCGGCGGCCUGGGCGGAGGCUCGCUGCCGCCGUCCUACUUCCAGCGCCCGUCGCUGCCCGCCAACACCAUCAUCCGCUUCGUGCCCCAGCAGACGGCCUGGAUCGUCGAGCGCAUGGGAAAGUUCAACCGUAUCCUCGAACCCGGCCUCGCCAUCCUGGUGCCCUUCAUCGACCGCAUCGCCUACGUCCGCAGCCUGAAGGAAGUCGCCAUCGAGAUCCCCAGCCAGAGCGCCAUCACAGCGGACAAUGUGACCCUGGAGCUGGACGGCGUGCUGUACACGCGGGUAUUUGAUGCGUACAAGGCCAGCUACGGUGUGGAAGACGCCGAGUACGCCAUCUCGCAACUGGCGCAGACGACGAUGCGAUCCGAGAUCGGCCAGCUGACGCUCGACCACGUGCUCAAGGAGCGCGCCGCCCUCAACACCAACAUCACGGCCGCCAUCAACGAGGCCGCCCAGGCCUGGGGCACCUCGUGCUUGCGCUACGAGAUCCGCGACAUCCACGCGCCCGCCCCCGUCGUCGAGGCCAUGCACCGCCAGGUCACGGCCGAGCGCAGCAAGCGCGCCGAGAUCCUCGAGUCCGAGGGCCAGCGCCAGAGCGCCAUCAAUAUCGCUGAGGGAAAGAAGCAGAGUGUUAUUCUGGCCUCGGAGGCCAUGCGUGCCGAGAAGAUCAACAACGCCUCGGGUGAGGCCGAGGCCAUCCUGCUCAAGGCCCGCGCCAGCGCCGCCGGCAUCGACGCCAUUGCCGGCUCCAUCCAGCAGGGCGGUGGUGCCGCCCAGGGUGCCGUCAGCCUCAGCGUCGCCGAGAAGUACGUCGACGCCUUCGGCAAGCUGGCCCGCGAGAGCACCGCCGUCGUCGUCCCCGGCAACGUCGGCGACCUCGGCGGCAUGAUCGCCACCGGCCUGAGCGUCUACGGCAAGGUCGGCGAGGCCCAGAGCCGCUCCAUGGCCGAGAAGAUGGUCAACGGUCAGCAACAGCAGCAGCGCCAGGGGGCGGGCGAGAACGGCAACGGAAAGACGGGCGAGGAAGACAGCAUCGUCGACACCGUGGUCAAGGAGUUCGACAACGCCACCGGCAGGAAAUAA
Messenger RNA from Neoarthrinium moseri, 1290 nucleotides. RefSeq lists its product as uncharacterized. The record is from RefSeq and is a predicted model, not a curated record. NCBI's taxonomy places the organism in Eukaryota, Fungi, Ascomycota, Sordariomycetes, Amphisphaeriales, Apiosporaceae. The coding region runs from base 1 to 1290 and encodes 429 amino acids. The transcript has 2 exons. Gene Ontology annotation, cellular component: membrane.